AUGGUAAAUGUUUUGCCUUCUAAUGAUAUCCACUUUGUACUUCUUAUCAGUCGGCAAGGAAAAGUGAGACUCACAAAAUGGUAUUCACCAUACUCCCAGAAAGAGAGAUCCAAGACAAUUAGAGAGCUAUGUGGGUUAAUUAUCUCUAGAGCUCCGAAACUAUGCAACUUUGUGGAGUGGAAGGGAUUCAAAGUUGUUUAUAAAAGAUAUGCUAGUCUCUACUUUUGCAUAUGCAACGAUGAGGAAGACAAUGAAUUAGAGACCUUGGCAAUUAUUCAUCACUUUGUCGAGACAUUGGAUCGAUAUUUUGGCAGUGUUUGUGAGUUGGAUUUGAUUUUUAAUUUCCACAAGGCAUAUUUUAUAUUGGACGAAAUUUUGAUAGCGGGAGCCAUGCAGGAAACGAGCAAGAGAACAACUUUGAGACUCAUUGCUGCACAAGAGGAUUUGGUGGAAGUUGCAAAAAUGGAAGCAAGUUCAUUGAGCAAUAUAAUCGCCCAGGCUACAAAGUAAAAACAUAUUUAACGGGUAGAAAUGAUCGAUUAUACAAAUUUUUAU
This is a messenger RNA of Vigna unguiculata (cowpea), 555 nucleotides long. Its product is annotated as AP-1 complex subunit sigma-1-like. Gene Ontology annotation, molecular function: clathrin-cargo adaptor activity. Lineage: Eukaryota; Viridiplantae; Streptophyta; Magnoliopsida; Fabales; Fabaceae. Gene Ontology annotation, cellular component: AP-1 adaptor complex; membrane coat. The record is from RefSeq and is a predicted model, not a curated record. Gene Ontology annotation, biological process: vesicle-mediated transport; intracellular protein transport.